Molecule: messenger RNA, 1795 nt
Organism: Pungitius pungitius (ninespine stickleback)
Lineage: Eukaryota; Metazoa; Chordata; Actinopteri; Perciformes; Gasterosteidae
Gene: grsf1
Product: G-rich RNA sequence binding factor 1
Exons: 10
Coding region: 217-1377 (386 amino acids)
Cellular component (GO): ribonucleoprotein complex
Molecular function (GO): RNA binding
Source: RefSeq, a predicted model, not a curated record
AUGAGCGGAAGUGCAAAGCGUUUAGCCGUUAGCUUAUUAGCUCUCGAGCUGUCUGCCCUUGACUGACCCACGUGAGUCCGUUUAGCUUCCUACAGUCCCACGCCAAGCCGGCAGCUAAACAAACUAGCUAAACAAGAGAGAGGUGGCAUUCAAACUACUUGUUUGAUCUCUUUAUUUCAGGCUAAAGGGUCUGGCCUCACAGCAGGCUAAGCUAACAUGUCACUUAGCAGCAAGUCCAUGUUGUUUCUGCUGCAGCGGUGUGUCGCAGUCAGAAAGGUAACGCUACCGACAGGUAUCUCAACUAGAUGGAGCAGCGUGCUGUCGGCCCGGAGCGCGCUCGUUCAGCAGCCGACAUGGACCGCCACAACCUGGGGAGUCGGCCAGCUGCAGUCCGCGGUGACAACCAGCCAGUACCGGUUCUGUACCAAGGCAGGAGAACCUUGGGAGGACGAGUACCCCCCCCUGCCGGCCUAUCAGUCUGAUUCAGAACAGGUGAAGAAGGAGGUGUACAUCAUGCAGGUGAGAGGUCUCCCCUGGGGGUGCUCGGCUGAGGACCUCAUGCAGUUCUUCUCAGAGUGUCGGAUACGUGACGGGGUGAAGGGGAUCCACUUCACCGUGGAGCGGGUGGGGAGGUCCUCGGGACAAGCCUUCAUCGAGAUGGAGCACGAGGAGGACGUCAGCAAAGCUCUGGAGAAGCACCGGCAGUACCUCGGCCCGCGAUACGUGGAAGUGUACGAGGUGACCAACAGCGACGCGGAGGCCAUGCUGAAGAAGGCCGCCCAGGCGCCGGCUGAGAGCGGGGGGGUGGUGCGUAUCCGAGGUCUCCCCUUCUCCUCCACCAAGGACGACAUCGUGCAGUUCUUUUCGGGGCUGGACAUAGCGGAGAACGGGAUCACCGUGGUCUUGGACCGCAAAGGGAGGAACUCCGGGGAGGCCUUCGUGCAGUUUUCCUCCCAACAAGCAGCCGACGAAGCUCUGCAGAGAGACCGAGAGGUCAUCGGACAGAGAUACAUCGAGGUGUUUCCCAGCAGAAGGGACCAGAUUCAUUCUACUAAGACGCGGAAGACGAGCUCGUCUUUCCCUCAGUCGGAGCCCAGGGCUGGAUCCGCUCGGAGCUCGACGCUGCCGCAUCACUUCAUCCACAUGAGGGGACUUCCCUUCAAGGUGUCCAGGGACGACAUCGUUAAGUUCUUCUCUCCUCUCGACGUGUCCGAGGUGGUGAUUGACAGCGGUGCCGGAGGGCGGCCGAGCGGAGAGGCAGACGUUUACUUCAGCUGCCACCAGGACGCCAUGAACGCCAUGUCCAGAGACAGGAUGUACAUAGGAGAAAGAUACAUCGAGUUAUUCCUCAACUCUGAAUCCGAUGGAAAGAAGUGAACACAAAAACGCCCCAAAACACACACACACACAGGACUAUUCUUGAUUUGCCAGCCCGACCUGAUGAAACUUUACUUCCUUCACUGUCUGCGUCCAACGAGGAGGAGCAGACCCCGAGUCACAUGGACACGAAGAACAGGCAGUUAUUUAACUGAAGGUGACAAACAUCAGCCGGGCCAUCAUGUCUAUUCAGGCACACCAAGGCCUUUUUUCUGAAUAUUUAUUUAUUCUGGAAAUGUUUGUCUGGUAAUAGAAUCUGUAGAAAUUCUUCAUCAAAUCAUUCACCAGUUUUUACAGAAAUAUUGAAUAAAAUGCUUAUGCUGCACAGUGUUAUGUUUAUUGAAUGAAAUAACAUUGAUUCUAUUAAAAGCUUGAAUCUUUAAUGAGAAAAAUAAUAAACAGAGUCAAACACCAGAGA